AUGCACGGAGUGUACGGUGCCUGUGUGACACUCUGCCGAGCUGCUGCGGAGGCGUCGCGGAGCAUCAUAGGAGGUGCGUGUUCCUACCAAGGCUUAUCGUUUGAGAACAACGCUGUUUGGAAGCCGGACUCGUGCCAACAGUGCGGUUGCCAUGGGGACGUCGUCCUGUGCGAAGCCGCGGCGUGCAGAGACCCUCGCUGCAACUUUGAGAAGCAGGAAAUACUUCAAAUUCCACCCAAUGCUUGCUGCCCGGAGUGUGCUGAAGGAACGGAAGGGUUUUGUGAGCACGAAGGACAACUCCGAGAACCUAAUGCUGAAUGGGCCGGUUCGGGAUGCAGGACUUGCUCUUGUGCUAACGGAGGGGUCACUUGUGCCCCCAAACGCUGCUCUGCUCUACCUUGCGAGGACAAUGAAGUGGAAUAUAUUGGCCUGGGAGAAUGCUGUCCCCAGUGUGUGAGCAGAAGAGACUCGUGUUCUUUCGAUGGCGAAAUAAUCCCAAACAAGAAGGAACGGCGGCUGAGCCCGUGUGCCAAAUGCGUCUGCCGGGAUGGCUCCCUGCGGUGUUUCACCGCUUUUUGCCCACCUGCAUUCUGUAAUGCGGAUGAAAGCCUCGUCAUACCAGCUGGAAAAUGUUGUCCAGAAUGUGCUCGAAAACCCUGCUUUGCAUCUGGGACGUUAUACCAGCACGGGGAAGAGUGGAAGAAGGAUCCUUGCACUACCUGCGUAUGUGAUACAGGAGAACCCAGGUGCAUGACAAAGAGCUGCCUUCCACUGGAUUGUCGGCAGGUAAUGCAUAAGCUUAAAACUUGGGGAUUUUUCUGGGGAAUUUAG
Molecule: messenger RNA, 831 nt
Organism: Thamnophis elegans (Western terrestrial garter snake)
Lineage: Eukaryota; Metazoa; Chordata; Lepidosauria; Squamata; Natricidae
Product: extracellular matrix protein FRAS1-like
Exons: 8
Coding region: 1-831 (276 amino acids)
Molecular function (GO): protein binding
Source: RefSeq, a predicted model, not a curated record